Pungitius pungitius (ninespine stickleback) is the source of this 7162-nucleotide messenger RNA. It is a transcript of the gene braf, whose product is annotated as B-Raf proto-oncogene, serine/threonine kinase. The transcript has 20 exons. The record is from RefSeq and is a predicted model, not a curated record. Lineage: Eukaryota; Metazoa; Chordata; Actinopteri; Perciformes; Gasterosteidae. The coding region runs from base 375 to 2927 and encodes 850 amino acids. Gene Ontology annotation, cellular component: cytoplasm. Gene Ontology annotation, biological process: protein phosphorylation; Ras protein signal transduction. Gene Ontology annotation, molecular function: protein kinase activity; ATP binding.
AGACAUACAUGGAAUUUGACUCGGCGGUUGGUGCAUGACGGAAGACAUGUACAGUAAUGACAACGUAGUGCAGCAAUAAGAUAAAUAUAAAAGUAUAAUCAAUAUAUGCUAUGGGUCAGUAUGCUAAGGCUGGGAGUUAGUAGAUAAUUAGAUGAUCUCUCACAUAAGUAUUAAUAUCAUCACGUGAGCAAUGGAAUACUACCAUCUUGGCUAAAGACUAGGUUUCCAUGAUACAUUGGGACAUUAUACUUUAAUAACCAUGGCAUAAUGAUAACAACAAUGAUAAUAAAACAAUAUAAAAAUCACAGUGAACAGAAUUACAAAAUGCAUUUGUUGACCAUCGGUAUACAAUGAGAAUAUUAAUAUAACGUUAAAUGAAAUCAGUAUGUGUCCAUGAUAAAGUAGUGCUUGUGUGCCUCCCCUCCAGUCCUGCGUCUCUGUCUCCCCCUCCUGUCCUUAGCAACAGCCUGCGUUUCCCUUUAUUAUUUUCCACUCAUUCCUCUCAGUUUAAAAUGGCGGCGUUGAGCAGCGCCGAGACCCAACCGCCCGUCUUUAACGGAGACACCGCGGAGCGGGAGCCGGGCCCGGAGGAGCUGGGUCCGCAGGAUGAGGAGAUCUGGAAUAUCAAACAGAUGAUAAAGUUGACACAAGAACAUUUAGAGGCCCUUCUGGACAAGUUUGGAGGAGAACACAACCCUCCUUCCAUAUAUCUAGAGGCAUAUGAGGAGUACACCAGUAAACUGGACGCCCUGCAGCAGAGGGAGCAACAGCUGCUGGAGGCCAUGGGCAACGGCACAGACUUCUCCUGCUCCCCCUCUCCCAUGCCAGCCCUCCUGGAGGCCAUGAGCGGAGGUUGUGGGGUGGCUGGAGGGGCUCAGGCCUUUCCCUCGGCCCCCAAUACCUUGGCUGUCUUGCAGACCCCCACCGACACUGGUCGAGGCAACCCUCGCUCCCCCCAGAAGCCUAUCGUUAGGGUCUUCCUGCCCAACAAACAAAGAACAGUGGUCCCAGCUCGCUGUGGGAUGACUGUGAGAGACUCACUGAAGAAAGCUCUGAUGAUGCGAGGCCUAAUUCCAGAGUGCUGUGCAGUCUAUAGGAUACAGGACGGAGAGAAGAAACCGAUUGGCUGGGACACCGACAUCUCCUGGCUGACCGGAGAGGAGUUACAUGUAGAAGUUUUGGAAAAUGUUCCGCUCACCACGCACAACUUUGUAAGGAAGACCUUCUUCACACUGGCCUUUUGUGACUUCUGCAGAAAGCUGCUCUUCCAGGGUUUCCGCUGUCAGACCUGUGGCUACAAGUUCCACCAGCGUUGCAGCACCGAGGUUCCCCUGAUGUGUGUCAACUACGACCAGCUAGACUUGUUGUUGGUGUCCAAAUUCUUCGAGCAUCACCCGUUUACCCAGGAGGAGGUCUCCUCAGAGGGAACGACCCCUGUGUCAGAGGCUUGUCCAUCACUACCCCCAUCAGAUUCCACCGGUUCUAUGUGCCACACCACUUUGUCCCCGUCCAAGUCCAUACCCAUACCGCCCAGCUUCCGGCCAAAUGACGAGGACCACCGCAACCAAUUUGGCCAGCGGGACCGCUCGUCCUCAGCCCCCAACGUCCACAUCAAUACCAUUGAGCCCGUCAACAUUGAUGACCUGAUUGGAGAUCAAGGAUUGCAACGGUCAGAUGGAGCCCCCCCGACCCACCCCGCCCGCUGCUUGAGGAAGCACCGAACACGGACCUCAAGCCCCCUCCUAUACUCCUACCCCAAUGACAUAGUAUUUGAUUUUGAGCCUGAGCCUGUUUUCCGAGGUUCCACCACCGGUCUCUCUGCGACGCCCCCCGCCUCUUUACCUGGCUCUUUGACCAAUGUCAAGGUUGCACAGAAGUCCCCAUGCCAACAGAGGGAGCGCAAGUCAUCGUCCUCGUCCGAGGACCGCAAUAAGAUGAAAACCCUGGGGAGAAGGGACUCCAGUGACGACUGGGAAAUCCCGGAGGGUCAGAUCACUCUUGGUCAGAGAAUAGGCUCUGGAUCAUUUGGAACUGUCUUCAAGGGGAAAUGGCACGGUGAUGUGGCAGUGAAGAUGCUGAACGUAACUGCUCCCACACCACAACAGCUUCAGGCCUUUAAGAAUGAAGUGGGAGUCCUUAGGAAAACACGUCACGUUAACAUCCUCCUGUUCAUGGGCUACACCACUAAACCUCAGCUGGCUAUUGUGACCCAGUGGUGCGAAGGCUCCAGUCUGUACCACCACUUGCACAUCAUCGAGACCAAGUUUGAAAUGAUCAAGCUGAUUGACAUCGCCCGGCAGACCGCUCAGGGCAUGGAUUACUUGCAUGCCAAAUCAAUCAUCCACAGAGAUCUGAAGAGCAACAAUAUUUUCCUCCACGAGGAUCUGACCGUGAAGAUAGGUGACUUUGGUCUAGCUACAGUCAAGUCCCGCUGGAGUGGCUCCCAUCAGUUUGAACAGCUGUCUGGCUCUAUACUAUGGAUGGCCCCAGAGGUGAUACGACUGCAGGACAAAAACCCCUACAGCUUUCAGUCGGACGUCUACGCAUUCGGCAUCGUGCUGUAUGAGCUGAUGUCAGGUGCCCUGCCCUACUCCAACAUCAACAACAGAGACCAGAUCAUAUUUAUGGUAGGUCGAGGUUACCUGUCUCCCGACCUCAGCAAGGUGCGCAGCAACUGUCCUAAGGCCAUGAAGCGGCUGAUGGCUGAUUGCCUGAAGAAGAAAAGAGAGGAAAGACCCCUCUUCCCUCAGAUCUUGGCGUCCAUUGAGCUGCUUGCACGCUCAUUACCUAAAAUCCACCGCAGCGCCUCAGAGCCUUCGCUAAACCGAGCCGGCUUUCAGACGGAGGACUUCAGCUUAUACGCCUGUGCGUCGCCCAAAACCCCCAUCCAAGCUGGCUGCUACGGGGAGUUUUCGGCGUUUAAGUAAGUGUUGCAGAUCCCAAAAGUCCAUCUCUCUUCGCCACUUCUCAAAAGUCUCGUGCCCAUGGGGUGGAUUCAUCCAUUACUGAAAAAACAGAAAAAAAUAAAUAUCCUUAUUUCACCCUGAAGAGGGCAGCUUUACUGGUUCCUUACCACAAAAGCUGUCCACCAGGCAAAAAUCAAAAGACCCAACCCAUUAGAAAAAGAACACAAUCAAAAAACUUGGAUGGCACAGAAGAAAUGGAAUAAAACAAGACACAGCGCUAUCCGUACCUAAGUGGUUUUGAAGCUGUGACGUCAAACAGAUGGACUUUCCUGCUGGAGGGAAAAGAUGAAAGCAAGGAGAGGUGGAGGUUCAACUCUAGGGAGCCCCUGGUCCCAUCAUUUCCUUUGCAGCAGAGUUGUUUGUCAGCAAGGUGCGUAACUGCUCUGUGGAGGGACCGCAGAAACAAAGAUGGUGCGAGGAGUAGGGACCUGCUGUCGGCCCAUUGAGAUAGAAGGCCACUUGUGAGACGGCCGUUAACCAAUACCCGAAAUGAGCUCCAAGUCACUCAGCAGGGUUUACCCUUACGGAAGCUGACUAAAAAGAUCUGUUUUUAUUUUUUAAUUUGUUCACCAUUAGAAUGCUGACAAUUUUCUCUGUCUAUAUGAAGAAGAAAGCUUUUCUUCCGGUCACACACACACACACACACACACACACACACACACACACAAUGAACCCAUACGAACGGUAAAUACCUUUUACCUGAAACAGUAACAGCUGUUUAUCUACUGAACAAAAAAUAUGAGCCUUUAUUUGGGAGGAAAAAUGCUCAUUUGUGUUACGAUAAAAGAUCUACGAGAGGGAUUUCUCAUUAAAAAACCCUUGUCUAACCAACCAAAUGAGAUGCUUUUUGUUAGACGCUCUAGCGCUAUUGGAAAGACGCUCUUUUCAAAGGUUUUCAUGUGAUGUGAAACAUAACAGAAGCGUGUUCUGUUAUGUUCUACUAGAAGCAGUUUACUUUGUUUAAAGAGCCUGGUCAAAGCCAAGCUAGUAGUCUGCCUUUACACUGACUUAGAGUGUACAGUAACUUGUAACACAGCAUCUUUCUAGCAAAGCUUUAUUUUUCCUCUCAGUUUUUUUUAUCCACUAAACCCAACCUCAGACUUUUCUUUUCUUUUUUUCUCAUGUGGCUUUACUAUUGCACUCAACUUAUUGAUAGGGACAUCACUCACAGCUGCUGACAGAUGAAAUGCACUGUUGCCUGCCGAAAGGAACAAUGAUCCUCCGGAGAGAUCUGUUGGUAACAAAAAGUUUGAAAAUGUCAUUUCAAUCGCACCAUUUACAUUAUCUACACACAUGCACCAAAAGCUUAUUUAAUUUCAGUGUGUCGACUGUUUCAGAUGUUAUUACAGGUUGUUUUUUUUUAUUUGUUAUAGUCAGUAUUUGCCUUUUUCUGUACAGGCAGGCCUGCAGAUAGCUACCUAUUUCUUUUUUGUUUGAAUUUAAGUACUGCUUUCUUUUGAUGCUUGUUUACGUUUUGUACUUGCACUUGUAGAGAUGGAUUGAAGCAAACGAGCAACUUGCCUUUUUCUUUUUGUUAUUAAAGACAUAGCAUAGCUGAUGACCCAAAACAAAAUUUCCGAUGCAUGAGCCAUCAGCAGGGGAUGAGCUGAACACUUUGCCGGGAACUCUGUUGUUAUCUAACGAGUGUUUGAUAAAGCUAAAGUAUGCCGAGUAUGUCACAGUACCGUCACUGGUGAAGUCUGAUAAAUGGAUCUGGAGUUGGAACACGCAGCUGAAGAAUCUAGCCAAACACUAUCAGACUGGUUCAUCUCAUCAUUGUGAAUUUGAUGUCUUUCAAUCACCCAGCCCCUGCGCCCUUUCCUCACACAUGUUAUUGCCUCUCAUUUAUGUGCCUACAGGACAGAGAUAGGGCCAUGGUUCAAUAUGUUUGGCGUUGUUUAAUCAAGACUGGCAGCAUAGGGGCAGGGGAGACUCGUACUCAGCAUGGCCAUGCAUCACUAGUCAUUUGUCAAAACGUGUUUUACCUUAAACAUGUCCACAAUACAAACUGAUAGGAAAUCUUAGCUCAAUUAACCAUGUGAGAUUGAAUAUGCUAGAAAGUGACAAACAGGAUUUAAUCAAAAGAAAGGGACUUGUUGUUGUUACAUUAUUUUUUCAUAUUCUUCUUCCAUAUCUAAUAAAUAGCUAAAAAGACUGAAUCCCCAUGCAUUAUAUUUUUAACAUUCUGGCCGGCACCCAGAACUCCUAAGAUAUUAAUUCAUAUUUGAGAGACUAGAGGCAAAUUGAUGUUUAUUCAUGUAUUUUAUUACGUCAGUGACGUACUUUACAUUACAUUAUUUUCAGUGUUGGAGAAGCUAAAAUGUUAGCAUAGCAAUAGUUGAUCCAAACUCUAUUCCGAAAAUAUUACACUACAUUUAGCUGAUCCUUUUAUCCAAAGCGACUUACAUUGCAUACCCAUGCAUUACAUUUUAGCCUGGAGAGCAAAUAGUGGUCACUUGGACAUGGCACAUGGAGCAGCUGGGAUUUGAGCCACCAACCUUGCAGCUCCCAGCGCAUCACACUACUCCGUGCACCACCAUCACCCAUUAGCAUUUUUAAAGUUGUUUGCUGAUUGUCUUGCAGAUAAACCUGACAAGCCAUGAAAUCAAUAUUUCAGACUUUACAAAUUGGCAUGGUAAUAUAGUGAUUUUGGCGUCUUUUUGAACAAUUUAUUGUAAUGACAUUACAGCUAAAUCUCGAUCAUGGGUGCAUGCAGCUGUAGUAAACACACAUUCAUUCAGCCAAUUAGAAAGGUUGGUGUCAAAGAUGCACUAAUUUUGAACUGUAACUCCCUGGUGUGUCUUGUAAAGUGAAAAUUUGCUUUGCAAUUGGUUUGAACUUUCAUUUGGUUUGGACACCGCAUAAAGGAAUUAUUCUAUUAAGUAAUGUUCACAUGGAGCUUUGUUUUCUUCCAACACGUGCUGGUCUAAGCAGCACAUGCCUUCAUGUUUGUUCAUUGCACUGCAGACACUUGUUGAGCACAAACCGGUGUUUCGGGGGUUUUCGAGUCCACUCCAAGAAACACCUUGUAGUGGCCUGGUUUCACCCAUAGAUUCUAAGGGCUUCUAACCCAUACUUGACUUUCACUGGUAUGCAGGUGAAGGUUAGACUAAUCUAUAGAGAUGAUGUAGGCCUUUGUUUCAAUAUUACAUAUCCCUCAGUCAUGGAACUCUGAUUUUUCAGAGCUCCUCUCUGAGAAACCACAGAUGACAUGUUGGACAUGUAGGACUUUUCAGCCAAUGAUUGCCCCCUCAAAGAUACAAGCUUGUUCGAGUUGUGAAUGAGACUUUGAAUCACUCGAGCUAUAAGUUAUAAGCUAUAACUUUUUGGAGAUACUCUGGAAGUUCUGUCAUCAGUAAAAAAACUGAAUGAGUUUCAUCAUUGGCCUACAGAUUCAGUUUUGACAAGAUUUUCUUCCAAUUCUUAUUCAAUUCUCGUUGUUUUUCCAGAGAAUUCAGAUUCAGCGCUCGAAUCAUACCUAGAUAGCUUUCUUUUUAGAUGAAGUCAGACUGGCCUUGGAGCAGCUUUAGUCUGAGUUUGUAAGCAUUCCAAGGAUUUCUUGUACAUUUCUUUAUUGGCUUAAAUGUUGACAAUGACAUGUUCAUUCUCAACCUUGUGCUUGGUUAAUGAUACAAGCUCAACUCAAGUUUAACGUAUUUGCUUGUUAUAGAGCUUUUGAUCUUGGUAACUACUUUUUCCCAGGGUAACGUUGAACCAUUGUAUUUAUUUUCCUUUGACCUAUAUAUCUGCUUAACCUUCAUAAAAUCUUUAGGGGUAAACACUAAGACUUUGCUCGCCAUACACGUCCUUUAUCUCCUCUUCAUUACAGAACUUUUCCCUUUUUUCUCUCCUUAAACACGCUCCUCCUCUCAUCCAUUUUUUUUUCAAUUGAGAACUAUAAUGAAAAACUUCAUGGACCACUGUUGUGAUGACUGGUAUUUGAUUUUUCACCUGUAAAUACUUGUACAAAGGGGACAAUGUCAGUUUGCUAGGAGGCAUGGAGAAUACAAAUGUAACAAAAUAUAAAAUGUUCAAAAUAAAGAUAUGGAAGGUUAAAAUACUUUUUGAUAGCCAGACUGUUGUGAAAAAAACAGUUGAGUGUAAAAAUAUUUAAGGCUGUAUUAUAAGGAGAAAGAGCUUAAUGUAUUUGUUGUGAAUAUGAAAAACUGAUAUAUUAAAGAAGUGCAUGAAAACAG